AUGGACAUCAAUAAUGCCUUUCUUCGUGGUGAUCUUGACGAAGAAGUGUACAUGCUCCUACCCCCGGGCUUCCAAACAGCUAAACCAAAUCAAGUAUGCAGGCUCACCCGAUCUCUUUAUGGCUUGAAGCAAGCGAGCAGGCAAUGGAAUGCAAAAUUAACCACGGCCCUCUCAAGUGUUGGUUUUAGGCAAUCAAGUGCUGAUCCAUCCUUGUUUACAAAGGGCAGUGCUGACAGAUUUAUCACCUUACUUGUUUACGUUGAUGACAUUAUUGUGGCAAGUAGCAAUAUGGCCUUAAUACAGGAACUCAAGGACAUGUUGGAUGCCAAAUUCAAGAUCAAAGAUCUCGGAGUUCUGGGAUAUUUCCUUGGCAUCGAAGCUAAGUUAAACGAUGAUGGCCUGAACCUUUGUCAGAGGAAGUAUGCUCUCGACAUUCUCAGUGAUACUGGCUUCACAGAAUGCAAACCUGCUCCUACCCCAAUGGUUCCAGGCUCUAAUCUAUCACAAGACACUGGCAAGCUUUUGGAGGAUCCAAGUGGCUAUCGUAGGAUGGUUGGGCGCCUUCUGUAUUUGACAGCAACUCGGCCUGAUAUCGCCUAUGCCAUUCAUCACCUCAGUCAAUUUGUGAGCAGUCCUACAGAUAUGCACAUGGUUGCUACCCAUCGUGUGCUUAGAUAUAUAAAAGGGACCCUUGGACAAGGCCUCCUAUAUCCUGCAAACAGCACUCUCACCCUAAAGGCCUUCUCGGACUCAGAUUGGGCGUCAUGCCCUGAAACUCGCAGGUCAGUCACGGGUUUCUGCGUUUUUCUUGGGGAGUCCCUAGUGUCAUGGCGUGCAAAGAAGCAGGCUACGGUGUCCAAGUCAUCUACCGAAGCUGAAUACCGUGCAUUAGCUUCCACAGCAUGCGAAUUACAAUGGAUCAAAUUCCUUCUCCAAGACCUUCUUGUUGAGGUCACUGCUCCUGCCAUCAUUUUUUGCGAUAACAAAUCUGCCAUAGCUAUUUCUGAGAACUCCGUCUUUCACGAACGGACUAAGCACAUCGAAAUUGAUUGUCAUGUGGUAAGGGAAAGAGUGGUUCAAGGCUUGAUCAAACUUCUACCUGUUUCUUCGCUCAAUCAGAUUGCAGAUGGCAUGACGAAACCACUAGCCACUCAGAUGUUUGCUACGUUUGUAUCUAAGCUGGGAGUUCAGAAUCUCCACUCUCCAGCUUACGGGGGGGUAAUAGAGGAUGAUAAAUAA
Messenger RNA from Ipomoea nil (Japanese morning glory), 1239 nucleotides. RefSeq lists its product as uncharacterized. The transcript has a single exon. The coding region runs from base 1 to 1239 and encodes 412 amino acids. Lineage: Eukaryota; Viridiplantae; Streptophyta; Magnoliopsida; Solanales; Convolvulaceae. The record is from RefSeq and is a predicted model, not a curated record.